CUCGCUCCUGCCUUCCUUCCUUUCCUGAGCCCGACACAGGGAAGAGACUGGGUCCUUCUGAUCUGUCUGGAGAGCAUGUCGUGGCCACAGCCGCCGCUAGACCGGUCCAUCGUGGGCUGGGAUCCGCUCGACGAGAUCUCUGUCAAGGUUGGCGAAUGGAUUGCUGAGCUCGGUCGCGAUCGCGAGAACCUCGAGAUCGAGGCAAAAGUCGGGCGCAUUGUUGAGCGCGAUGGCUCGAGGGUGCAGCUGCCCGUGAUGAGCGAGACGAUUGUGCAGAUGCAGCCUGGCUGGAGGUUCGAGAGCACAAUGUCAGAGAGCCAGCACCGAUCCAUCAACAACUUUCUCAACCGGGCCGUCGAGGACCGGAAGCGGGGGAUCAAGUACGAGCGCCAAAACGAAAUCGACUACUUCUACAGGCAGGAGGGCGGCGCGAGCGUGCGUGUGACGAGGGAUGCGGGCACCAUGCAGGUCAAGGAAGGUGGCAUCGUCAUCAAGCGACGCAUCGCCGAUCUCAAUGUCAUCUGUCCGAAUCAUGACCUCGACUAUCGGAUUAGCAUCAAUGUCGAACAGCCUAUGAGCGAGCUGCCCGUUGGAGAGCCAGAUCGACACAGGGAGAAGAACCGGCUGCAUUACACGCACCAGCGUCUCUGCAUCGAUCUGACGCAGGUCCACAUGCCUGACAACCCCAAGCAACCAUCCAACGAGCUCGAGCUCGAGUUCAGAGACGCCACGCAGCUGCUCCGAGACGCCCUCGAGUCUGGUCCAGCGGCGGCCAAGAACGAGUGGACGCCGUACUAUGACCAGAUCCUCAUCAUGCUCAACAACGUCCGCAUCCUCAUCCGCAAUUCGGUGCAUUAGAGAGGGCCCAGCUAUGCCGCGUUGCUUGUGCGCCACAACCCACUACUGUAAUACUACAUGUUUUUCUCUUCU
Acaromyces ingoldii is the source of this 930-nucleotide messenger RNA. RefSeq names its product mRNA triphosphatase CET1. Bases 76 to 858 code for a protein of 260 amino acids. Gene Ontology annotation, cellular component: mRNA capping enzyme complex. Gene Ontology annotation, molecular function: polynucleotide 5'-phosphatase activity. Lineage: Eukaryota; Fungi; Basidiomycota; Exobasidiomycetes; Exobasidiales; Cryptobasidiaceae. The record is from RefSeq and is a predicted model, not a curated record. The transcript has 6 exons. Gene Ontology annotation, biological process: polynucleotide 5' dephosphorylation; 7-methylguanosine mRNA capping.